Maudiozyma saulgeensis is the source of this 528-nucleotide messenger RNA. The record is from the annotation of a GenBank genome assembly. NCBI's taxonomy places the organism in Eukaryota, Fungi, Ascomycota, Saccharomycetes, Saccharomycetales, Saccharomycetaceae.
AUGACCCAAGACAACGAUGAACAAUAUUUGACUUUGCUUGAAAGCAUAUCCACAUAUGAUAUGUUGUUGGACCAACUUCAAAAAUCGAUGUCUGAAGGGUUUAUUGAUUUGGGGAGAGCCAAUUUCCAUAAUAAAGAUUCUUUAAGAGGACGCUAUGGUUCUGAUUAUUAUGAUGAAUCUUAUGAGGGCCUGAUAGAAGCACAUAUUAAUGGAGAUGGACUAUUUUCUAUCUUCAAGAAGAACAAUGAAAUGAUAAUUGAUGAUGAUGAAAAAAAUUCAAAAGAUGAUGAAAGUUCAGAAGAAGGUAUUAAAUCAAGGAAAACGCAUGUGAGAUCACAUGAAAGCAAUAACCAAAAAUUAAAAAUCAGAGACCCAAUAAGAAUGUUUGGGGCUGGACUAUCGAUACCGUCUAGUUUAAGGCAAUCACAGGCAAACUUCAAAAGUAGUGUAAAUAUCAUAUUUGAUCUAGUUAAUUGCAGAAACCAUUUACUUCAAGAUAUACAAAAAAUCAGUGAAAAUAACAAAUGA